CGUUCUUCGCCGACGCAAACCCCCCGCUUCUCCGUCAUCCCCGAAAAAUCAAACCCUAGGGUUUACGGGGGGGCCCGGCAAUGGCCGACGCCGGUGAGCUGGAGGGCUUCCGGCGCCUGUCCGGCCUCGCCUUCGACGAGCUCUCCCGGCGGGACCUCUCCUCCGCCUCCGGCCCGCCACCCGCCGACCUCCCCACGCUCCUCCGCCUCUGCCUCCUGUCGCUGCCUCUCUCCGCCGACGCGGAGCUGGCGUUACGCCGCUGCACCCGCCUGCUCGCCUCCCUCCGCGGCAUCCUCUGCCGCGACCUCGACCCCUCACUGCUCCCCGCCCUCGAGGUGUUCCUGGACAAUCUUGUAUCUAGCAACCAACUGAUGACUUGCUUUACUGCGGCCAAUGCUGUUAUGCCGAGACGCUCAAGAAUCACCUCUCUGGGUUCGGUGUGCAGUGGUGGCAACCUUUUCGUCAUGGAGCUCAUGUCGCAUCACUUCAUUUCAUCUGUGCAAGACGAGGAGGGGUUUUUGAGCGCACUAUCAUGGUCAGCGAAGGCUAAGUUGGAAGUUCCAGAAAUUGGCCUUUCAGGAGCUCUUUCCCUGCUCCACAAGAGCUGCUUGCUCUCUAUUCCGCCUGCUGUCCAGGCUCAUUUCUUACUGCUGGCGUGCAGAUGUGCUGACAAUGGGGAUCUGAACAUGAAUUUGCUGGCGUUCGAGCAUGCCAUGGAUGUCUAUUUGAGUUACUUACCUGCAUUAGGUGUUUUCAGAAGAACUAGUGGUGUAAAAAGGCCGUUGGGUUGUUCCAUGAAAAGAAGACCUUUGAGCUCUUGUUUACAGGCUGCAACUCAUCAGAAGCUAGCCUGUGAUAUCAAUAGGCUGGUUUUGUUUUGCAACUUGCACUCCAAUGACGACUUGCCCAUCAAUGAGAGUGAUAUAGUCCGUUUCAUUGAAGAGAACCAGCAAGUACUUCAUGAACAAUCUAGGCAGGACACUAUUACUGCUGUGAAAAGCAUAGUAUCAAAUGUCCUUCUUUUGGCAAAGCAGGAAGAGAUGGAUAGAUUAUAUCCUAAUGUUUCAGAGGAGAUUAUCUGCCUUGCUGCAGCACUUAGGCUAAUGGGCUCCUCUUUUAUACGAAUUAUGCAUUGCAUUAGGCAAAUGACAGUGGGAGAUGGCUGCCAGACCACACAUUGUUUAGAACCUUGCAAGGUGUUUAACAUCGUAUCAGAAACCAUCAGCUUACUUGGGCACUAUGAACCUAAUGAGCUUCAGAGAAAUGACUUAUUUGAUACCAUUGGUAAGCCUGGGGACGGACAACAGGGAGCAGUGCUAAUGCUAUCUCAUUUUGCUACCUUAUCAGUUCAUUGUUUAAGAAUGAGGUUUAACUUUAUGUGGAAAGGUUGCAUUUUCAUGAUGAUGAUGGCCAAUCUUUGUGCUACUGAAAUGUAUCAUUUUCUUAUUGAUGGUUCAAAAGCAUCUAAAGUUCGUUGUGCUGAUCAAGAUGGUAGUUUGAAGGCCUCUGUUCCGAGAAAAUCUUCUACAGUGAUAGCAUUACGGUUUCAGAACACACAGCAAGUUUAUAUUCAAGAUAAGCUUGGCCCUGGCUUUGGUGAGGUCUGCAGUUCCGAUAGUCUUCAGAGGUGUACAUCUAGCUAUGGAAGGGAUAAUGUUAGAACCAUUCUCAAAGGACUUACAGGACGUGGGGAGGAUUCUUCAGAUCUAUACGAUUUUAUUGAAUGCAAUCCAAGUUUGGAUUAUUCAAAUUGGUGGACACAACGGAAGAAGUUUAAAAAGUUUAAGGACCACAAAUGGAUAAGAAGCAAGAGACAUUCUAUGAGUAGACUGAGAACCUCAAAGGUAUGGUUAAGAUAAAAGUGCGCCAAUGUACAUCACCGCCCCUGAUGUUACCCAUUCAGUGGGUCUUUUGUAUAUAGUUCCAGUGGGUGGUUCAGCCGCUAGAUCUCAUGGGCGUUGGGCAGCCCAGUACCGGUGGAGGUAACAUUAUCCCUAUCUUCCCCUCUUACUCAGUACUGUAGCUCAGUUGGUCAGAGUUUAUUGGAUAGGACUAGGAUGGGUCCUUCCCUCUCUAUAUAAGGAGAGAUUGUAUUGUGGUUUGGAUUAAGCAAUGAAAAUCGAUUAGUCUAAUCUCUACUCCCUCAAUGUUCUUCUCCCUGUUCUAAAUUUAUAUCCCUUCUCCAGUAGCUGACGCUGCCUGGAUAUCUUCUUGGCGGUGGUGUUUUGAAUGAAGAAACAUUAGAUUGAAGGUGAUAGUGAAACUUUGAUAAGUCACAAGAAUCUUAUAGCAUUAGAAAUAUCAUAACUGAGAUUGACUGGUUCCAGGAAGUCCACUCGAAUGCGGGAUAUGUUAAUGUUCUGUUUGUACGUGUGCAUUAUUUGUGUUACUUUAUAAUAGUAGAAUCACUAGCAUGUACUGUAUCAAGUAUCAUGUCUGUUACUUUUGUAUCUCGGCAUAUGUUCUCCAACACCCUUUGCUCCUUGAAUUUUCAUGUAACUUUUGUAUCUUAACAUAUGUUCUCUAACACCCUUUA
Molecule: messenger RNA, 2536 nt
Organism: Oryza sativa Japonica Group (Japanese rice)
Lineage: Eukaryota; Viridiplantae; Streptophyta; Magnoliopsida; Poales; Poaceae
Source: RefSeq, a predicted model, not a curated record